Molecule: messenger RNA, 1334 nt
Organism: Pseudo-nitzschia multistriata
Lineage: Eukaryota; Bacillariophyta; Bacillariophyceae; Bacillariales; Bacillariaceae
Source: the annotation of a GenBank genome assembly
GAUUGUGUACAGCGAUACGAGGACAGGGAAAUUGUUGCGGUUGCAAAUGCCGUGUUCCGAGGGAUCGUUGAUCGGUUGACUCGCUGUCGGUAUCUGCUUUGCUUUUGCUUUUGCUUUUGCUUUCGAUCCGAUCCGAAGCAAGCCAGCGAGCGAGCAAGGGUUCUCCCGAAAYASCGAAAACCAGCCGCUCCGGGAAGYCUCCCGCCGGAAUGCCUUCCCGAUCCACCCCCGGCACCGCCCCCCGGUACACGGUCCUCGAGGCGGACCACCGCGUCCCYUGCCGUGCCUGGGCCUCCGCYRGCUUUCCCCACGGAAUCGUGAUCGACGACGCCUGCCCCCRUGGCUGGCUGUCCGGAACGGUCCAGCGGAUCCGGGAGGGUCUCCCCCUGGACCGCAAGCGGCCGACGGUCGACCGGAGGUUCUUUUGCGACUCUCGCCGGGGCCUGGUCUGCAAGCCCCUCGAGGCGAUUCUGGCAGAGGCGGUGGACCGGGCGCUGGGGGCCCUGGCGGCCGACGGCGGAAGCAGGACCAACAACAAACGCAGCACGGUCUACUGCCACAAGUACCUGCGGUUCCUGGAAUACGGAAAGGCCGGCAGCGAGCUCCUGCCCCACCGGGACGGGACCAAGACCUGCGAGGACACGGGCGCCAGGAGCACCCACACGCUGCUCCUCUUUCUCAGCGACUGCGAUCUGGGUGGGGAAACCCUCCUCAUGGACGAGGGGGACGCAUCGAGCAACUGGUCGAAGGAAAGGAACCUCACAAUGUCGGUGUACGAAGACGGCAGCGACAGCGACAGCGAAAACGCAAACGACAACGCAAACGAUUUCAACAACGCCAAUACAURCGAUGAAAGCGACGACAGCAAAAAAGGCGGCAGCCUUGCUCCGAGCCGCAGGGCCUUCAACCGGCGGAGGAUCCGGUACGGCAGCCCCGGAGACCCGAGAAGCACAACCCCCGCCCGGACCACYKGGAUCUUUCGCCUUUCGGACGCCUYKGUYCGCGGCCCCCGGGAGGGCCCCCAUGGAGCCCCCCCAAGGAGCCCCCUGGCCCUUYUYCCGCAUCCCCAACGGUGGAUAAGCGCGGGCGUCCAGCCCUCGAGGGGGAGGAUCCUGGUCUUCCCGCACCACUGGCCCCACGCGGGGGCCGUGUGCAAGAGCCUGCCCAAGAUCGCCCUCCGGGCCGAGGUGACGAUCGGCGUGGAAGAGAAGGGCGACCGGCCGCAAUGCGAGGCGAAUCGAAGCAGCGCGGGAACACACGCUCUCCGGACGGACUAACGCAAAAGCACCGCUAGAGGCGAAACCUAUCCGAAAAAAAAAAUCGUGUGCGUUUCU